Molecule: messenger RNA, 6135 nt
Organism: Amblyraja radiata (thorny skate)
Lineage: Eukaryota; Metazoa; Chordata; Chondrichthyes; Rajiformes; Rajidae
Gene: slka
Product: STE20-like kinase a
Exons: 20
Coding region: 493-4182 (1229 amino acids)
Biological process (GO): protein phosphorylation
Molecular function (GO): ATP binding; protein serine/threonine kinase activity
Source: RefSeq, a predicted model, not a curated record
CGGAGUGACGGUUGCUGCUCCCGUGACGCGAACGAGCCCGCGAUCCCGUCACCGCAACCGGAGGCCGCGCCUGGCAGCAGAGGCCGAGGCAGCCGGGCCCACGUAACCCGGCCAAGCAGAGCAGAGACAGGCUUCACGGUCUGUGUGAAGAUCCAUCCGUGAGCCGGUAUUUCAGGCUGGAAUUUGCAAGGGCUAAGCGGAAAGGGCGUGGACUAACGGGACUGUCUGGAGUGAGCGGGAGUAAUCCGGAGUUAAAAUGCUCACCGGGUGCGACCUGGAGAGAAGUGUCGCAUGAAGCGGGCUGUCUGCAGUCGAGCUCAGGGUUGGGACAAGUCUGCAACGAGGCGCCGCUGGUGAAACGGUGUGAAGCGUGAAGCGAAGUGAUCCGGAGCAGCAACUGGAGACUGCAGCCUCCUGCAUAACAGUAUCUGGAGCGGUGUCCAGAGCUGGUCCAUUUAAGUGUUCUCAUCGGAUACUUGGGAAGCCAUAAACAUGUCUUUCUUUAACUUUCGGAAGAUAUUCAAGAUUGGCGGAGAGAAAAAAAGGAAACAGUUCGAGCAUGUGAAGAAUGACGUGAACCCGGAGGAGAUCUGGGACAUCAUCGGAGAGCUGGGUGAUGGGGCGUUCGGCAAGGUGUUCAAGGCGCAGAACAAACUGACCGGGGUGCUUGCUGCUGCAAAGGUGAUUGAUACGAAGAGCGAGGAAGAGCUGGAAGAUUACAUCGUGGAGAUUGACAUCCUGGCCUCCUGCGAUCACUACCAUAUUGUUAAGCUCCUCGAUGCGUUUUACUAUGAAAACAAGCUGUGGAUCCUGAUUGAGUUCUGCGGUGGAGGGGCAGUUGAUGCCGUCAUGUUGGAGUUGGAGCGGUCCCUGACAGAGCCACAAAUCCGUGUCGUUUGCAAGCACACGCUGGAAGCGUUGAACUACCUGCACGAUAACAGAGUGAUUCACCGCGACCUGAAAGCUGGGAACAUCCUGCUCACCCUGGACGGGGACGUCAAGCUCGCCGACUUUGGGGUCUCGGCAAAAAACAUCAGGACGCUGCAGCGACGGGACACCUUCAUCGGCACCCCGUACUGGAUGGCCCCUGAGGUGGUGAUGUGCGAGACAUCGAAGGACAAGCCUUACGAUUACAAGGCGGACGUGUGGUCGCUGGGCGUCACUCUGAUCGAGAUGGCCCAGAUGGAGCCCCCACACCACGAGCUGAACCCCAUGAGGGUGCUGCUGAAAAUCGCUAAAGCCGACCCUCCCACCCUGGAUCAGCCAUCCCGAUGGUCUCCCGAGUUCAACGACUUCCUGAAGAAGGCAGUGGACAAGAACGUGGAGCAGAGGUGGUCGUGCCAGCAGCUACUGCAGCAUCCCUUUGUAGUGAAUGUUAACAGCAAUAAGCCGGUGAGGGAGCUGAUUGCAGAGGCAAAGGCAGAGGUAACGGAGGAGAUCGAGGAGAGCAAGGAGGAUGAAGAGGAGGAGGACUCGGAAAGUGCGGCGGCCGUGCCAGGGCACAAGCGGGCACCUUCGGACAUCAGCACGGCCAGCUCUGAGGAUGACAAGCUCUCCCAGUCUGCGUCUGUGCUCGAGUCCGUGUCUGAGAAAAUGGAGACGGAGCCCACGGAGGAGAACGCGGACAAGGGCAGCGACAAGCUGUCGGAUGAAGGCAUCGGCACCAGCGAGGGCGAGAGGCCCGACACGGAGCGGGUGACGGAGAAUAAUGCCUCGGAUACCAGCGACGAAGGCGUGCAGGCGGUGGGAGAGACGCCAGAGCCCGAUGCCGCAGAGCCUGCCGCAGCAGAGGACGAGCCCAAGGUUGUGGAGCCCAGAGCUGAGACCCCAGGGGUUGAGAUUGAGGCAGCUGAGGACGUCAGAGGGCCCAAGGAGGAUAGGGACGUGGAGCCAGAGAGAGGUCACGGAACAGAGAGCGGAGAGGAAAAGAAAGUACCUGAGGCGGAGGCACCAGCUGAGGGAGGCGCAGAGGCUGAAGGACGCACUGAUGCAGAGGGAACCACUGAGGGGGUCACUGAGGCAGAGGGGGUCACUGAGGCAGAGGGGGUCACUGAGGCAGAGGGAGCCACUGAACGAGGCACCGAGGUAGUGGCUGAGGGAGGUGCUGACCUAGCCAAGACUGCAGCGGCAGAGCGAGCAGAAGAAGCAGCCAAGGAAGAAGAUGUCAGUGUGAUGGAGGAUGCUAAUGUGGAAGCGAGGGAGAGUGUGAUUGCAACAGGCCCAGAGCUGAGAGCUGGAGACAGGGAGGCGAUUGUGGAUGGUCCAGCUCCCCCAAGUGAAGACGGAGAGCGGGUGAAGGGUGCUGGGGACCCGGGGGUGAUCUCCGACAGGCAGCCUGUGCACGUUGAGGGGGUUGUGCCGGUGGAGACGGUGACUGGGAGUGGCGGGAAAGCAGAGGUUGCCUCAGAGACAGGCGCCAAGGCCCAACCGGAACCCAGCCCGUCCUCGGCGCUGGCUGGGGAGAGCGGAGAGAUAAAUGAGACGCAGACCGCUGGAGGUAGCGGCGUGAAGGAAGCUGAGAGCGCGAGCCAGCGGGAAGCGAAGCCAGCAACCACCUCGGAAACCAGUGACACCAUCGAGGAGACGAAAGGAAAUUUAGAGCCGGUCCCUCCGGCUAAGGGCAAAGAGAAGGAGAGAGACGCGGACUCUGGCAGCGGGUCGAUAGUGGACAGCAGCAGCAGCAUCGACCUGAAUCUGUCCAUCUCCAACUUCCUGACGCGCAAUAAGGAUACGGGGUCCAUAACACUCCAGGAAAUGCGGCAGCAGAAAAAGACCCUGAAGAAAACGCGGAAAUUUAUGGUGGACGGUGUGGAGGUCAGAGUGACGACGUCAAAAAUAGUCACUGACAACGACAAGAACAAUGAGGAAAUGAGGUAUCUCAGGCGCCAGGAGUUGCGGGAGCUGCGGCUGCUGCAGAAGGAGGAGCAGCGCACGCAGCAGCAGCUGAGCAACAAGCUGCAGCAGCAGCGCGAGCACACCUUCCGCCGCUUCGAGCAGGAGAUGACGAGUAAGAAACGUCAGUACGACCAGGAGAUUGAAAACCUGGAGCGGCAGCAGAAGCAGACAAUCGAGCGGCUGGAACAGGACCACACCACCCGGCUGCGGGACGAGGCAAAGAGAAUCAAGUCAGACCAGGAGAAGGAGCUGUCCAAGUUCCAGAGCAUUUUAAAGAAUCGCAAGAAGGAGGUUAAAAAUGAAGUGGAUAAACUUCCCAGAGAACAGAGAAAAGAGCAAAUGAAACGCAUCCGAGAGGAGCUCUCGCAGUCAUUGCAUGUACAGGCCAUCGCCCAGGUUAUGAUACAGUCCUUUCAGUUAUCAUCAUGCACCCUGUCCAAUGCACAGCUUCAGGAUGAGCAGGAGUUCCUGCAGAAGCAGCAGCAGGAGUUGGAUGGAGCGCUGAAGAAGAUCAUUCACCAGCACAAGCUUGAGCUUGCGACCAUCGAACGGGAGUGUCUGAACAACAAGCAGCAGAUGAUGCGAGCAAAGGAGGCGGCGAUCUGGGAGGUGGAGGAGCGGCAUCUCCAGGAGAAGCACCAGCUCCUGAAGCAGCAGCUCAAGGACCAGUACUUCAUGCAGAGGCACCAGCUGCUGAAACGGCACGAGAAGGAAAUGGAACAGAUGCAGAGAUACAACCAACGUCUUAUUGAGGAGCUGAAGAACGGGCAAACCCAGGAGAGAGGCAGGUUGCCCAAAAUCCAACGCGGUGAUGCCAAGACCCGCAUGGCCAUGUUCAAAAAGAGCCUACGCAUUGGCUCCUCGAGUUCACCGGAGCAGGAUCGAGAGAAGAUUAAACAGUUUGCCAGCCAGGAGGAGAAGAGGCAGAAAAACGAGAGGCUGCAGCAGCACCACAAGCACGAGAACCAGAUGCGGGACCUGCAGCUCCAGUGUGACGGCAACAUCCGCGAGUUACAGCAACUGCAGAAUGAGAAGUGUCACCUGCUGAUCGAACACGAGACCCACAAGCUGAAGGAGGUGGAUGAGGAGCACAGUCAGGAGCUGAAGGAAUGGAGGGACAAGCUGCGGCCCCGCAAGAAGGCUCUGGAGGAAGAAUUUGCUCGGAAGCUGCAGGAGCAAGAAGUCUUCUUCAGGAUGAGCGGGGAGUCGGAAUGCCUCAACCCUUCGGCACAGAGCCGUAUCUCCAAGUUCUACCCGGUCCCGAGCCUGCACUCCACAGGGUCCUAGGCACCAGCCCUGCGGUAAUCUUCCAGUGUGACUGUUACAUGUAGUGCUGCUCCAUUAACCCGCAGCAAGACUCUCACUGCCUCUCUACCACCUCGGAGUUGGAAGACAAUCAGCAUGUGACUGUUUGGAUUGAAACCUUUCUAACCUUACGGGCUGCUCGUGUUGACGGGGCCCCCGAUAAAUUGUGUGACUUCAUCCCCUGCCGCUUUGAAAGUCAACAAGCCUGGGGUUGUGUGAUCGUAUCGAAUGGCGCCAUUCCACCCUCUGACACACUCUUCACUGCCCUGUGACCACCGGGGUGAAGCCACUGGGCUGGUCUGGGUCACAGCCACUGUCCGAAGAGGGGGGCAGUACUACAUUGCUGCUCUCUUGCGAUGGGAUACCGGGUGGUGACCCGUCACAGGGCUCACUGUGCAUGUCCACUAGCUUUCAGUCAUCAUCAACAGUUAUCAGUUCAAUCUUCCGUUAACAUUCAGCUCCUGCGUCAUUCUGAGCAAACUAACAGAACCGAGGGCUUUGAGCAUUUCUGACAUUUGUGGGGCAUUUAAUCCAGUCGUGGGCCUGCAGAGGAACCACGGAACGAGGUUCCCCCUGUGACUGGGCACUCAGGCAGUCACCCGUCAGACAGUGGGCAACAGAGUUGCAGGGACAGCCUGAGUAUUAGAGCAGUGGCGGAGCGGGGCUGCAGGACUGACUCGCACGAUCCCUGUUUCCCGUCGCCUUCCCCGUCUCUUUGUGGCUAAGGACGAGCUUCCUGAUGGCAUCAGUGCCUGCGAACAUGUGUGUAGCCUGAUGGCAUCAGUGCCCUCAAACAUACGUGUAGUCUGGCAUCAUUGUCCUCGAACACGCGUGUAGUAUGGCAUCAGUGCUCCCGAACACACGUGUAAUCCGGUGGCAUCAAUGCCCUGAACACGCAUGUAGUCUGAUGACAUCAGUGCCCCCAAACACACAUAGACUGGCAUCAGUGCCUCCGAACAUGCAUGUAGUUUGAUGGCAUCAGUGCCCACAAACACGCAUGUAGUCUGGCAUCAGUGCCCCAGAACAUGUACAAUCUGCCCGACCGUCGGUGAGGACAGGAUCCUUGCAGUUACUGUAAUCAAUUAGUUCUUCGGGAGCAGUCAGGCUCUGAGCUGGGUGCCCUGUGAGGAGGGUGGGGGGUUGAGGCAGGGGUACCGUGCCUAGCGUGAGAUGCCCCCUGCAACUCCGGCAUGUUGUGUGGUACACUGGAGCCAGCCGGGAGCGUCACAAGCACAGAUCUCACUGGACAGUCAGCUUGGUUCACAAGUUUCACUCCACUGCAUUUAGUUAAAGAACCAAACCGUUAUUCAAACAAUCACAACAUUUAACUUGAGGAUCAUUGUUGCAAUUAACUAACUAUCCAUCCCUCCAUUAAACCCAAUGACCAUCUCUGUGCCGUUUAUGGGUCAGUUUGUGCAUCUGGACAUUGCAUGCAGGCGCAGUUUAUUGCCCCCCCCUAACUGCCCUCGUCCGAGGGCUGCCUCUUGUGGUAGAGGGCUCGCGCUGUACUGAGAGGAGGGUGUUUGAGGAUCUUGGAUACAGCCUCUGGUGAGUGAGCGUCCCACAUACCUGCUGCCAUUGUUGCCCUGGCUGCUUGUGGCUUGUGGAGAUUGGCUGAGUAACAGCAGCGCCUGGAUCACAGUGCAUGUUUGACACAGUCACUGUUCGAAUGCUGGACCAUGUGCCAAUCAAUGAACUAAAUCAUCAUCACUACAUUACCAAACUAACAUUACAUUUAGACGUCAUUGAAAUAUUGGACAACCAUCACUACAUUAUUAAAACCAUCACCCUCUUGGGUGGUCAGUGAAAUGAUCAAUCACCCUGAUGGCAUACAGUGAAUGAGGGUAAGGUGCUUUGAAAAUAGUCUGAGUGAUGUGAUGAAGUCCUUCGUCUCAGAACUAAGAAUAAAAUGUUCUGGUCUACUUUUGAUUGGGA